AUGGAUCACUUUUUGAUUCAUGGGGGACUUCCUCUGAAAUACCAAUGCACAAAUCGCUCGCAAACUCAUGAAAUGCCCAACGUUCCUCUCGGAGUUUACUGUAUUGUCUUCGGAUUAAUAGUCAUUGCUGACUUAUCCGAACUUAUUGCAGUCAAUAAUAUGCUAACAGUUACUCUCACAUUUGCACUGUACUUCGCGUUUUUCUUUUCAUUUCUUUACAAAUAUCAUCUUACGUUCGGAUAUAGAAUGUCCUAUCAUGAAAAGCAAAUAUUCAUCCAAAGCACUGCUAUCUCUGCUAUCAAUCUUACUUUGGCACUAAUUUAUGUGUAUAUGUUAUACUUUCCUGCACCUAUCACAAUGAUUAGAGCUACUUUAUUUCUGUGGCAUUUUUCCACAUGUGCGUGA
Cylicocyclus nassatus is the source of this 405-nucleotide messenger RNA. The record is from the annotation of a GenBank genome assembly. Lineage: Eukaryota; Metazoa; Nematoda; Chromadorea; Rhabditida; Strongylidae.